Molecule: messenger RNA, 2144 nt
Organism: Candoia aspera
Lineage: Eukaryota; Metazoa; Chordata; Lepidosauria; Squamata; Candoiidae
Gene: MISO1
Product: chromosome 6 C3orf33 homolog
Exons: 5
Coding region: 168-893 (241 amino acids)
Source: RefSeq, a predicted model, not a curated record
UUGAUCCUCAGCUGCGACUUGGCUUCGGUGCAGCGCGUCUCCCAAAUGCCUUUUGAUGCUUUCGCCGAGACGCAGCUCUCUCCAGCGUCCAGAAAGCGGCGCUGCGGCUGGGCCGGAGGGAGCCGCGCCAAGAGGAAGCGACGGGCCGCAGCGGCUGGUAGGCGAGUAUGGCCGGGCAGCGGGGCGGAGAGCCGACGAAUUAUAUCGCGCGCCUUUCCGAGUGGGCGGACGCGCAUCUCACCCUAGUCCGGAAUAUCAGUACAGGAAUGGCAAUAGCUGGAGUGAUUUUACUUGCAAAGAGUAUCAAAUUGACAACCAAAUUCACAAAUGCUUUGGAAAUACCCCCAGAAUUUAUAGAGAAGAAUGUUAAGCUACGGGGACAAUUACAUCGAAUAUCUGAGCAAGGAUUAGAAAUUGAACAUGUACCUAUUACCCUUCCAAUUGUUUCUUCUCUGCAGAAAAGAUGGCAUUCGAGUGGUUUGUUGCUUGUCAGACUUGCUGGUGUGGAGUUAACACCAGAUGGUAUAAUCUGGUUAAAAGAAGAAAUAAAACCUUCACAAAUGAUUUGGUUCCAGCUUUUGGGCAGAAAAAAUUCAGCACUUGACUGCUUUGUAAUAGUAAAUAAGGGGAGAUUUUCCAGUAUUUGUCUAAAUGAAGAGAUCCUGCAACGAGGGCUUGGCAAGACAGUCCGUAUUGAAGGACUAGCUCAUGAAUCCCAGAUAUAUUGGAAGCUUCACAAGAGGCUACUUCAAGCAGAAUUGAAAGCUGUGAAAAAAAAGAAAGGAAUAUGGGAAGAAGAGACAUUCAUUGAAAAACUCAAAGAGCACAUAAGCAAUUAUAAAUAUAUCCAAAAAUUAAAGCAGUUUGCGACAUGGCUGAGAAUCCGGCUGUGAAAACAACAGCCUUUUUUUUUGCUUGGGAGGACCCUAUAUGGACCAGGGAGCAGCAUUACAUUAGUGUCUGUGAGAAUGAUGUAACUAAGUUGUUAAGAAAAUGAGCACAUCAGAUACAUAUUUCUUUAAAAAAUGUGCAUAUACAACAUAUAAUUACUGUUAAAGUUUUAAUUUAUGCUUUUUAAAACUGAAGAACCCACUUUAGGCUGCCUAACUAUCCAAGGGGAAGAAAACACAAAAUUUAAUGUGAGUUGAGGAAAUACGGAAAUACUGUUGAUAAGUCUUACUCGGAUUGCAUAGAACAUCAGGGCAAAAAAAAAAAAAAGUGAAGAAUGUUCUCCCCUGUUAAUUGUAUGCAGAAAGACCUUGGCAAAAUUGUACAUGUUGUUUCUAGAUGCUGAACUUAGCUUCGGUUGGUAAACUGCUUUCUGGGCUCAGUUUAGUGCAUGACAGCAGCAUUAUCAUAAUGCUCUUGCACAAUAAUCUGAUUCAGGUUCUAACUGGCACUGGCUGAAACUCAUGACUGAUUUGUGUAAAUCUGCCCCACAAACAUUGUGGGUUUUGUGCUCUCUGUUCUAGAGGUAGUACCGUAAUGGAUAUCAUGAUACUACCCACAUUCUAUAAAUGUCAAAGUCUAGUAAUUGCAAUUCUUGGUUUGUUGUUCUGUAAUUCUACCAGAUCUCUUUCAGAAAAGGUAGAAAUUAUGCCAAACAACUACAUGUUCUAAGCCCUCUGUGGCUUGUGCCCAUGUGGCUUCAGUCCUUUGCUCUCUGUGUUUCCCUUUACUUUGUGAUGUCUACAUGGAAGAAUUAAAUGGAGCUACCUGUAUAACAUUUUGUUUAUCAGAUAGAAUAGCUAAUGUCAAAGAGACCAGUAGCUAAUGUCAAAGAGACCAAGCUGUUCAAGAGUCAGUAUUUCUGCUUAUGUUGUUUUACAGACAACUUUUUAAGAUAUUAAGGGAGGAAGAAGGAAGUUACAUUAAAAUUAUGGACUUGCACUCAAGGCAAGUUUGUGUUGGAUUUGAAUGUAAAUUUGUUGAUGCGUAACCUGCCUUGCAUACACCUGCCAAGAUUAAUUGACCUGAUCGUAAGAUUUGAGCACACAAAUAGGUUUACUUUAGUGGAACAUUAUGUAUUACUGUGUGUUCUGAGCCAUUUAUUUAUAUGCUUAACUAGAACUUGGCAACGUUUUGAAUAAUCUUGCCAAUGUAGAUAAUAUAUUUAGAUUGAGAAUUAAAUCAUACACAAAUAA